Molecule: messenger RNA, 566 nt
Organism: Drosophila ficusphila
Lineage: Eukaryota; Metazoa; Arthropoda; Insecta; Diptera; Drosophilidae
Exons: 5
Coding region: 8-496 (162 amino acids)
Source: RefSeq, a predicted model, not a curated record
UCUAGUAAUGAUUGUGGCCAAAAAAUGUUGCUUCUGUAUAUCUUUACAAACGGGGUGCAUUUUUAUUGCACUGCUUGGAAUAUUUUUGGCUGGCAUGAAUAUUGAUUAUAUUCUUUUUCUUUUAAACAGAACUUAUGCCCGAGAAAUCCAGUAUAAAUUCCCAGCCCAAGUACUUUACACCGUCUUACAACUUAUUCCGGAUAUAAUAUCAGUUUUGGCAGCAGUAUUUCUGAUAUUUGCAGUUAUAUCGCAAUAUUUGUGGACGUUUUGGACAGCUCUGAUUUUGUAUGUGGUUCAGGCAGUCUACCUGGUUUUAUUCAGCAUUAUUUCAGCGUCAUUAGGAACCAAUUUAAUAAUAAAUGAAAGCAUUUGGCAUAAUAUUACCUAUUGGUUGUACGUGGUAUUUUGGCUUGCUCUGACGUUGUACUUUAUGUUCAUCAUUUAUUCGUACUAUCGGGAGCUAAAGGAAAGACAAACUGAAAAUAUUGCUGAAUAAGUAAAUGUAAAUGAAAAAAAGUAAAAAUAAAAAUAAAAUUAUAGUAAUGUCAGUAUACCAUUUAUAUUUC